Messenger RNA from Argiope bruennichi, 2371 nucleotides. RefSeq names its product ubiquitin domain-containing protein 2-like. Lineage: Eukaryota; Metazoa; Arthropoda; Arachnida; Araneae; Araneidae. The transcript has 3 exons. Bases 476 to 1198 code for a protein of 240 amino acids. The record is from RefSeq and is a predicted model, not a curated record. Gene Ontology annotation, molecular function: protein binding.
AUCAGUAUCUGUAGUGUGGCAUUAAUCCAUAGUGAAAUUCGCUUAUUCAUGAAAGAAUUUUUGAAAAAUUAGAAAAAAGUUCUUUCUAAUUUCUUCUGAAACAUUAAUAAGUUUCAUAAUCAUCUCGAUUGUCCUUCAGCAGCGCCAUCGCCUCUCACUGUAUGAAUAAUUUAUAACAAUGAAAUCGCCAAUGGACGGGUUUUGGUUUAGCCUUCGAUCUAGCUAGCAACUCGUGUUGUUAAUAAGCUCGUAUGAUUGUUUAUUGUUGUGAUGUUCAUUUCGUAAUGAUAUCAGCUCUCAAAGUUCAUAUUUUACGCAUAAGAAUUUUGUAAUUUUUAUUAAUUUCAUUAUUUCUUAUUUUAAACUUCGUCCGAAUGAGGGGUUAUCGUAUACACCGAUUGAAACGUGCUAAAACUGUUAUACAUUUUACUGAAAACUGUGGGAACGAUCAUAUUAUGCUUGUUUAUCUGUGAUAAUGGGAGGUUGUUUUGGUACACAACAAAGCAGACCUUCCUCGGGUAUAGAAUCUCUGGAUGGCACAAGUUUGAACCAAACAAUUACAAUAGGAAAAAACCAACCUCUGAAGCAUGAAAAACCAAAAUGGAAAAGUGAUGUGCCUUUAACUGGGGGUCAGCUUCAUAGUAAACGAGAUGAAUUUUGGGAUACAGCUCCUGCAUUUGAAGGAAGGAAGGAGAUUUGGGAUGCAUUAAAAGCUGCAGCAUAUGCUGCAGAAACUAAUGAUUAUGCCCUUGCACAAGCUAUUAUUGAUGGUGCCAAUAUAUCACUACCUACUGGUACUUUAAUGGACUGUUAUGAUGAAUUAGGUAAUCGGUAUCAAUUGCCAGUAUACUGCUUAAGUGUUCCAAUUAAUUUAGUGGAAGAAACAAAUGAAUCUGAAUCUCCUGCUGCCGAAAGUGAGCCUUGGAGUGAAGGGGGAGAAGAAAUCACUGUAAAAUUUCGACUUUCAACAUGUGGGAAAGACACAAAAUUGGCCAUUCGAACUGGUGAAACUGUAUUAACUAGCAAAAAACGCUUGCAGGCUGUUGAAGGUAUUGAUCCUUCGAGGCAGCGUUGGUAUUUUGGUGGUCGCCUUUUGCAUGACAAAAUGAAAAUAGAGGAGGCUAAAUUACAAACUGGAUUUGUUGUUCAAGUUGUUGUGACUUCAUUAAAUCCUUCUGCAGAAAACCAAAAUUAUUAAAAAAAAUUUUAAGCAGUUACAGAUAAAUAAUUGUAUACAGUUGUAAAUGGUUGUACAUUCAUUUGCACUCUUUAAGAGAUAGGAAAAUCGUUUUAGCCCAGCUUUCUUUGUCUGCUUUAAUAAACAUUUUCAUUCAAUCCGUACCAGCCAAAGUUUUAAAAUUUGCUCUUAUGCCAUCUUACCCGAUAUUUGAUAUAAAUUUUUAUUCAUAAAACAGGUUGAAUUAUUGAAUAUCAAAAUAGUCAAAUCUCUUGUUGAAAGAGUGCCUAUAAUGAUCAUAUUCCUAUUUUAUUGAGAUUGUUAAUGUUUGUCACAUUUUGAGCAUGGGUUCAGAAAUGCUUUUUCUUUUUAUCUUUGAUGUUUUACUUCCCUGUAUAUAGCACCUUUUUGUUGUGAUGUUUUUCAGAUUAGUUUUUUUUUUUUUUUUGUAUCUUAUGCUCUGCAGUGAUCAUUUAUGAAAAGCAAAUAAAGUUAUAUUUUUUAACUUUAAAUUAUGAAUUUUAUAUAUGUAUUUAAUAAUUUUCCUCGUCUGUUUAAAUUUGUGUUUGUUUUGUUUUAAUUUAUUGUGUGACUUUAAAAUUAGUGCAUACACAAAUUUCACUUUAGGAAUCAGUGCUGUUAUUUUACCUAAAGUUAUAUGUAGGCCAAAAGACAGAAUUUGUGUCAUGUAGAAUAUAAAUUUCUGCAUAACUAGCAGCUUUUAAUUCAAGUAACAAGUCUGUGAUGGUAGGAAUCUCAACCCUACAAAUUACCAUUGAAAAACACAAUGUACAGGUUUUUUUUUUCUUUCUCUCUCUCUCUCUCGCUCUCUCUUUUUAUUGUACCAAGAAACCAAAGCAAUAACCAUAUGUUUACCAUGUUAAUUGUAAAAUUUAUUACAUAUAAUAUAUGGUUAUAAAAUAUAAAUGAGUUAAAAAGAUUUUUAGAGUUAGAAUGAAGCCCAAUAUCUAUACAAAAUAAGUACUAUUGCUGUGCAACAAAGUAUCGUUAUAAAACUGCUCAGUAAGGUGUUAUAUGGCUUGUGUUUUUAAUGGAAAUUCGUUUGCAGUUUUAUUAUCUAUAUUUCCGUUUGUUUUUAUCUUUCUUGCCUGCAAAGAUAUAUGUAUAGUCCUUUUUUUGCUAGCUCAGUUUGUUUAUAAAUAUAAUAAAAAUGCCCUUUUAUUUUUCCUUUUU